AACUACUCCAACCCAGUUUACCCCUUAACCGAGUUCAACUUACUUCUUAUCCUUACAGCACUGACAAUCCUUAUUGGUCUUACAGUUCAUCCUACACUUACUUUGAGUCGGAUCUGGACGCAGCUAACCCAUAUAAUAUGAAUACCAAGUACCUAACGGCGCCUCUAAUUUUCCUGAGCUGCACAAAUCAAAUGAAUGAUUCCGACGUCUUUGUAAAAAACAGCUCGAUGCAUCAACUCUUCCUCCGGUUCUUUCCGGUCAACAGUGUAUUCUUAUUUCAUUCUUGGGCGCUAUGGGAGAAGAGCUGACGUCGGGUUGUCCUGCAAUUACGCUCAUGGUUCUGGUGCCCAACCCACGCACACUUACUGAGAAGUCCAGCAAAUCGUGUCAGGGCAUAUAUGAACAACUAGCAUAUGGCUUUGAACUCUCAUGGAUUGACUACCAAUGUAGCGAUACCUGCGGACAGAAUUAUGCGAAUCGUGAGGAAAACCCGAAUCUAUACUGUGGGCUGACCACCUACAAAAAUAAGACUGGAGUUGAGUGCCGAUCUACAUCUACUACAUACGAAGCGCCUCCAGUUGCAGCCCCUCCAGUUGCGAUGAGCAGUGAUCGUACCUACAAUGAAAGGUUCCAACAGCUUCUGGACUAUGCGUUACCUCUUGUGCUGAUGGCUUACAGUGGAUUAAUCCAAGCGCCGUUGAGGCUAUUAUUGGGCUUCCUAGUUAUGCCUACAUUACUAAUUUACAAUUGGCGAAGGAGGCACUUGUCAGUGUAUGACUAUAUAGAAGACUUUCUGCGGAAUAACAAUAAUCUCAUACCAGUAAGGUUCUCGUACGGGGACAUCAGAAAGAUGAGUAGCGGAUUCAAAGAAAAAUUGGGUGAAGGAGGCUUUGGCACCGUUUACAAGGCAAAGCUCCGCAGUGGUCGCCCUGUAGCCAUCAAGAUGUUGAGUAAGACCAAAGCUGAUGGACAAGAUUUUAUCAAUGAGGUUGCUACUAUAGGAAGGAUUCACCAUGUUAACGUGGUGCGACUUAUCGGCUUUUGUUUUGAUCGGUCAAAUCGAGCACUUGUUUAUGAUUUCAUGUCAAACGGCUCUCUUGAAAAACACAUUUUUUCUCAGCAAGGUGUCACCUCCUUGAGCUGUGAGAAAAUACUUGAGAUUGCAGUUGGAGUGGCUCGUGGAAUUCAAUAUCUCCAUCAAGGAUGUGAAAUGCGAAUCUUGCAUUUCGACCUCAAGCCUCACAACAUUCUUCUAGAUGAGAAUUUUACUCCCAAGGUUUCUGAUUUUGGAUUGGCAAGGCUAUACCCAAUGGAUAACAGCAUUGUGUCUAUGACCGCAGCAAGAGGAACAAUAGGAUACAUGGCUCCAGAGUUAUUCUACAAAAACAUUGGAGGUGUAUCAUACAAAGCGGAUGUAUAUAGUUUUGGAAUGCUAAUGUUGGAAAUGGCAGGUAGAAGGAAAAACUUGAAUGCAGCCAUAGAUCGUUCAAGCGAAUUUAGCCAAAUCUACUUUCCAACAUGGGUUUCUGAUCAACUGAUUCAAGGGAAGGAGAUCGAAAUAGGAGAUGCCACUGAAGAUGAAAUGAAAAUCAUAAAGAAGAUGAUCAUAGUGGCUUUGUGGUGCAUACAAAUGAAGCCUGUUGAACGCCCUUCGAUGAGCAAAGUAGUAGAAAUGCUUGAAGGGGAAAUCGAGACCCUCCAAAUACCUCCAAAGCCUUUCUUAUAUCCACAGCAAGUACCAGCAGAUGAUCUCGAGAACCAUACUGCGUGUUCAUCAACAAUGACAGAAUCAACAGAGAUCAAUUUGAUUGCAGAUGCAAGUUGAAUUAAUAUAUAUUCGUCAUUAUGUGGUUGAAUGUAAAGGCUAUGAAAACUUCUCUAGAUUUGAUAGCUUUAAAAAACAUUUAAAGUUUGAUUACAUGUAGUAGUACAGUUAAACUUGCUUUUUAUUGCUGUCUUGAUAUGAAUAAAAUGUU
Argentina anserina (silverweed cinquefoil) is the source of this 1976-nucleotide messenger RNA. RefSeq names its product rust resistance kinase Lr10-like. Gene Ontology annotation, biological process: protein phosphorylation. The record is from RefSeq and is a predicted model, not a curated record. Lineage: Eukaryota; Viridiplantae; Streptophyta; Magnoliopsida; Rosales; Rosaceae. Gene Ontology annotation, molecular function: protein kinase activity; ATP binding. The transcript has 3 exons. The coding region runs from base 293 to 1825 and encodes 510 amino acids.